This is a messenger RNA of Branchiostoma floridae (Florida lancelet), 1672 nucleotides long. RefSeq lists its product as uncharacterized. The coding region runs from base 78 to 1088 and encodes 336 amino acids. Lineage: Eukaryota; Metazoa; Chordata; Leptocardii; Amphioxiformes; Branchiostomatidae. The transcript is spliced from 4 exons. Gene Ontology annotation, molecular function: acyltransferase activity, transferring groups other than amino-acyl groups. The record is from RefSeq and is a predicted model, not a curated record.
AUUACAGACAAGCAUAGCUGAGUACAGACUACUUACAGACAAGCCAUUCGAAGCGAAAGAAGACGAUCAACAGAAACAUGGCAUCCGUCGAAGGCGUCGCAAUCCGGUUCGCUGAGUAUGAAGACGAGGAAAACAUCCUCAAAAUCAAGGUUCAUGACGACGACAUGAAGAACAAGGAGUUCGACGAUCUUGAAGACGCUCUGGAUGACGCCUUUGAGGAGCAAGAGGAGCUCGAAGAAGAAGAAGAAGAAGAGGAAGGAAAAGGAGGAGAAGACGACGAAUCCACCUUCAUGUUUGUGGCUGAAAUAGAAAGUGAACUGAUCGGCUUUGCGAUGCUGAGUCUAGUGGAUGACGAAGGCGAAGCCGGUUUGAUCAGUGACAUACGAGUGGCUGAAACGUGGCGGGAUAAGAACGUGUACCAAAUGAUGUACCAGCAUAUCAUCGACUUUGCAAAACGUGAGUUAGAGAUAAAACACAUCCGAACUACGGUCCACAAGUACCCAGAUGAAACCAUCACAGAGGAGAUUUGCAAAACUGUUUACGUUGCCUUCGAGGGUAAUGCGAAGACUCUGCGAGACACGCUCCUGUCUGUGCCAGGGAUAGAAGACCUCCCGCUAUCCACCGUAGUCCCCUACCAGCAACGCCACAUGCGGCAACUACUCCACUCACAUGCCGCCGUCGGACAGAACAUCCUCACCAACGGCGUCUUCUUUGCUGACGGUGCUUCUUACACCCUGUGCAAAGAAAAUCUAGCUGAUUUAGCAGAGGAAGAGCUCUGUAUGUUUGUUGAUAAGAAGAAGCCAAUCAAAAGCCUAAGUUUUGGCAGCGAUUUUGAUUCUGAUAGGGCAGCCGUUUGCACCAUUGAUGUAAAUUGUAAAGAUGUUGAGCUUAUCAAAUGCCACAUCAUCAAACACAUGCAGCGGGCGUGCAAGGAAGUUGACGGGCCAGUUGUAUUUCUGAUCUUAGCGACUGACUUCGAAGAUGAGAUUAAGGCAUUUUGUAAUGGGAUCGAGGGAUUGAAAGAGGAGCAAAGAUACAGAGAAUGUAACACUUUGUCGAAGAUUGUCCUGAAGUCUGACGAUGAGUAAAGCACUAGAGUGUUAGUGUAAUGAGUUAAAGUGGUAUCUCAUUGCAGUUGGGGAACUCGUGCGGCACUGCGGGGUUCUUUCACUGUGGCACUGUCGUGUUAUUUCGCCGAUUUUUUUAUAAUUCAGAUAUUGCGUAAUACGUAAAUGUAUGACUUAGAAGACAACAAAAUACACCAAACGUAAGAAAAUUUGUUCUUUAUCUCUGAAAUCCAUUUUAGUCAUAUACGAACCCCGCAGUGCCGCACCGGUGCCCCAAGUGCAGUGAGAUACCACCUUUAGUGUUUGCAAGAAAUUUAGGUACGAUCACAAUUUCCGGAAAUGUACACACCAAGACAUAUGAUUCAUGUCUAUUAAGCCUAAGUUGAUUUGAUGUAAAAUCUUAAUUCUCUUUUUUGCUUUUCGUACGGAUUCUUUUCGUUCUGUACAAAAUGGGCAAUAAGCAAGAGGUACGGGUGAGGUGGGAAAACAAGAGGGAUUCAAUUGUGUACAAUAGCUUUGUGCCAAGUAUGUUCAUUCAUUUUUGUUGCGCUGAGGAUGGUGAAAGUCAAUACCGUGCAGAGUGUAAAGCCUUGCAAAAUCAUUAA